This is a messenger RNA of Echinops telfairi (small Madagascar hedgehog), 933 nucleotides long. Its product is annotated as olfactory receptor 4P4-like. The coding region runs from base 1 to 933 and encodes 310 amino acids. The record is from RefSeq and is a predicted model, not a curated record. Gene Ontology annotation, biological process: G protein-coupled receptor signaling pathway. The transcript has a single exon. Gene Ontology annotation, molecular function: olfactory receptor activity; G protein-coupled receptor activity. Lineage: Eukaryota; Metazoa; Chordata; Mammalia; Afrosoricida; Tenrecidae. Gene Ontology annotation, cellular component: membrane.
AUGGAGAGUCAGAGAAAUAUCUCAGAAUUCAUUCUCACGGGACUUUCUUAUGACCACAACGUACAGAUCUUCUGCUUUGGGCUCUUCUUACUCUGUUAUGCUGUCCUCUUGUUGGGAAACCUUCUGGUCCUUGUCUCCAUUCGAUGCAGCUUCCUUAUUCACCAACCAAUGUACUAUUUUCUCAGCCACUUAUCAACCAUGGACAUCUGCUAUACCUCCUGUGUGACUCCCAAACUCAUUGGUGACCUGUUAGUAACCACGAAAACCAUCUCCUAUGAUAGCUGCAUGUUGCAAGUUUUUUCCAUGCAUUUCUUUGGAAUGAUUGAAGUCUUCAUCCUUACAGUGAUGGCAUUUGACCGGUGUGUUGCUAUCUGCAAACCGCUCCACUACAUGGUAAUCAUGAACAGGACAAGAUGCAAUCUUUUAGUCUUGGCUGCUUGGACUGGUGGGGCUGUCCAUUCAUUUUCCCAAUUCUCUAUGAUAAUCUGGUUACCUUUCUGUGGCCCCAAUGAAAUUGACCACUACUAUUGUGCUAUUUUCCCUUUGCUGAAAGUUGCCUGUACUAAUACCUAUAUCAUUGGUUUCCUUAUAGUUGCUAAUUCAGGGAUGGUUGCCUUAGUAACCUUUGUUCUCUUAUUUGGGUCUUAUGUCAUUAUAUUAUUCACCUUAAGAAAUCACUCAGCUGAAGGAAGACGCAAAGCCCUGUCUACGUGUGGCUCUCACAUCACUGUGGUGGUCUUAUUUUUUGGGCCUUCAAUCUUUGCCUACCUUAGACCUCCUACUACUUACCCUGAGGAUAAAAUAUUUUCUCUGUUUUAUACUGUUUUUGUUCCCAUGCUCAAUCCCUUAAUUUAUACUCUGAGAAAUAAUGAAAUGAAAAAGGCCAUGAAAAUAGUUUGGUGUCAAAAGGUAUUUUUCAGGAGAAAAACAUAA